UUUUUUUUUUUUUUUUUUUUAAAUAAAAACUGACAGCAUAAAACCUAAUUAAGUUUUUAAUCUUAAUUAUUUGUAGGAUUUGCAUAUUUACUUGGUUUAAUUGUGAAUAACAAGUGCAGAUCUACAGGUGAUCAUGGCGGGCGCUAACGAUGGGGAAUCGUCGAAGAAAUCGAGGGUGAAAGGUAAAGGUGCAAUGGUGAUCGACUCCUCCGACGAGGAAAUGGCGGACGCGGAUGCACAUGAAUUGGGUGACACUGUGGAGCCUGCUUUCAGCCAACCAGGAGAUGAGACACAGCAGGAUUCAAAGUUGCCGGUGUUAGACCCUACUAUGCUCUGGUUUGACGAUAACAAGGUGAGGAGUGCGGUCUACGGGACGCUAACUGGGUACUAUCGAGCUCCUUGGAGGAAUUAUGGAGAGGUUGAUCAAGGAACGAAACAACACUAGUGGAACUUAUUCUCCGUAUGCUAUUUUUAACUUAGUUAAUACAUGUUUUAUGAAGUGUAUGAGAUGGAGUUGAGUUUCUAACUAAUAAAGUUUAUCAUUCGCAGAAACAAUUCACAUGGGCACCUCCAUUGAACGAGCUUGUGAAGGUCAAUUUUGAAAAGAAGCUUGCAACUCGCCUACGUGACAUGUUCUACACAGUCACACACAAGAUGAAUGGCGCGAAACCAGGCUAGCUCAUUGAGGAAGUCCACAAGAAGAUGAUGGGCAUUGUUGCCUCGGAUCCGACGUAUAAGAAGAGGUCGGCCCAGAAUAGGAAGAAUAGAAGGGGUGGUUCGAUGGAAAAUGUGGUCGAACCAAACCACUAUCAGGGUUCUAUGUCAGCUGUCCAACAUGCAAAAAGGAUGGUAAGUUUGUUUAAUAGGCAAGUAAAAUAGAAAGCAUUUGUUUAUUUCAAGCUAAUGGAGGUGUGACAUUUAUAAAGAUACUUUCUGCAUGUAUAAUCAAAGGCGGCGAAGAAUAAAGGUCAGCUACCCACAGCUCCUGAGCUUUUUCUGAAGACGCACUUCAAGGAUGUGCUUGGGAAAGGCACAGUGCCAGUCAACACCAAAGCUAAGCAAAUUGCGGUAACAUCUUCAAUAUAACAUAGAUGAAUUUGGUUAAAAAUGUUUCCUAGAACUUAGUUACUUGAUUUUUUUUUGUGUUUUCAAGUCAUGGAUACCUAAAACCACCUAUAAUUGACAUGUUUUGAGAAAGAAAGAGUUCAUUUGCUAAGAAAUGAAGAAAAUGGGCAAAGUAGAAGUCAUCUAGGCCUUAUAUGGAUGAAUUUGGUUGAAAAUGGUUCCUAGAACUUAGUUACUUGGUUUUUUUUUUGUGGUUUCAAGUCAUAGAUACCUAAAACUACUUUGUAAUUGACAUGUUUUGAGAAAGAAAGAGUUCAUUUGCUAAGAAAUGAAGAAAAUGGGCAAAGUAGAAGUCACCUAGGCCGUAUAUGGAUAAAUUUGGUUGAAAAUGGUUCCUAGAACUUAGCUACUUGGUUUUUUUUGUGGUUUCAAGUCAUAGAUACCUAAAACUACUUGUAAUUGACAUGUUUUGAGAAAGAAAGAGUUGAUUUGCUAAGAAAUGAAGAAAAUGGGCAAAGAAGAAGUCACCUAGGCCGUAUAUGGAUGAAUUUGGUUGAAAAUGGUUCCUAGAACUUAGUUACUUGGUUUUUUUUUUUGUGGUUUCAAGUCAUAGAUACCUAAAACUACUUGUAAUUGACAUGUUUUGAGAAAGAAAGAGUUCAUUUGCUAAGAAAUGAAGAAAAUGGGCAAAGUAGAAGUCAUCUAGGCCGUAUAUGGAUGAAUUUGGUUGAAAAUGGUUCCUAGAACUUAGUUACUUGGUUUUUUUUUUUUGUGGUUUCAAGUCAUAGAUACCUAAAACUACUUGUAAUUGACAUGUUUUGAGAAAGAAAGAGUUUCAUUUGCUAAGAAAUGAAGAAAAUGGGCAAAGUAGAAGUCAUCUAGGCCGUAUAUGGAUGAAUUUGGUUGAAAAUGGUUCCUAGAACUUAGUUACUUGGUUUUUUUUUUGUGUUUUCAAGUCAUAGAAACCUAAAAAUACCUAAAAUUGACAUGUGUUGAGAAAAAAAGAGUUCAUUUGCUAAGAAAUGAAGAAAAUGGGCAAAGUAGAAGUCAUUUAGGUCGUGUAUGAUUGAAUUUGGUUGAAAACGGUUCCUAAAACUUAGGGAGAUUUUUUUUUUUUUUUUUUUUUUUUUUUUUUUUUUUUUUUUUGUGAUUUCAAGCCAUGGAGGCCUAAAACCACCUAUAAUUGACAUGUUAUGAGAAAGAAUGAGUUCAUUUGGUAAGAUAUGUAGAAAAUGGGCAAAGUAGAAGUCAUUUAUGCCUUACUUCGUUCUAUUUUGUUCAUAAAGCUUAAUUUAACUUAAAUCUGUGUUCUUUUUCAUAUGCAUAUCAUGUAGGAAUCUACCAGAUGAAAGUUGAAGAAGCAAGCUCUCGAGGGAUUUGGAAGAGUCUGAAUGAGUUAAACUGGGAAACUGUGGGUGGCCGCAACAAAAAGGGUCGUGUGAUGGGACUUGGCCAAAGUGUAGAGUUGUACUAUGGCAACAGGUUGGGUCGAGUUUCCUCGUCUUCACAGCAGUACACACCUUCCAUUGUUUCCCAGAUGCAGGAUCAGGUGGAGCAGAGGGUGUAGGAAAUCUGGAGUCAUAUGGAAGACGAGAUGGAAGCUCGAUUUGAAGCCCGAAUGGCCGCAAUAGAGAGGACAAACCAGGAGAGGUGGGAUGAGAUGAUGCGUCGAUUCCCCGGCAACGACACAUGUUCUACCAUUCAACCUCAUCCUCGAGACCCCAGGGAUGACGACCCGGGUAGUGACGGUGCAGGGCAGGGUACUCCGGCUGUAGCUUGGCAUUUGUAUAUGUAUUUAGGCACGUACUUUGAUUAGGAUUAUGUUUUACGGUUGUACACAAUGUAUAAAUAUAUAUAUAUGUGUGUGUGUGUGUGUUAAUAUAUAUGUGUGUGUGUGUGUGUGUUACACACACACACACACACACGCACGCACACACACACACACACAUAUAUAUAUGUAAAUAUUUCGGUAAUUAUUCAUGAAUUCAAUUUUAUCUUGAAUUAGGUGCAGGAAGUAUAAGUUUCGAAUGGUGGUAAAUCCAAAUAAAAUCGAUAAAUUAGGUAAAUUAGCAGGGCAAUUUCCAACGGAAUUUGUGAUGAUAAGCUUCGUCAGAAAAGGUAUGUAGCGGCGGAAAAAAAUUCCGUCGGAAAAUGCCGACGAAAAAUUCCAUCGAAAACUCCUCGUAUUCCGACGGAAUAUUCCGUCGGAACCUUCUCCUAUUCCGACGGAAUUUUCCGUCGUAGGCUUUCCCUUUUCCGACGGAAAAUUCCGUCGGUAGAGGAGAGGUUUCCGACGGAAUUUUCCGUCGAAUCCUACCGACGGAAUUUUCCAUCGGAAAAGGCAUAUUUCCGACAUAUAUUUUUUCGUCGGAAAUUUGCGACGGAUUCCCAAAUCAAGUCAAACACAGCUCCGACAGAAUAAAUUACGUCGGAACAACCUCUUCCGACGGAAAAUCCCUCGGAAAAUUGUGAAUUUCCUACAAAAAGUUUGGUGACAGAACCUUCUGACGGAAUUUCGUCGGAAAGUUGUUUUCCGACGGAAUUUUCAAUGAUUCCGACGGAUUUUUUCCGUCGAAAUUAAGCUGUUUUCUUGUAGUGUGAGCA
This is a messenger RNA of Chenopodium quinoa (quinoa), 3669 nucleotides long. RefSeq lists its product as uncharacterized. NCBI's taxonomy places the organism in Eukaryota, Viridiplantae, Streptophyta, Magnoliopsida, Caryophyllales, Amaranthaceae. The transcript is spliced from 3 exons. The record is from RefSeq and is a predicted model, not a curated record. The coding region runs from base 134 to 445 and encodes 103 amino acids.